UCAUUUUCAUUAUCCACAGCUACAAACCCCACAAACGCACAACAAAUUUGUUUCGGAUUCAUUUGAACUUCUUGGAUUCUUUGAAAAACAAUUAUUUUUUGUACAGAUUUUAGCUCUCAGUUCUUGAAUCUUCAAGCGCUAGCUAUAAACAUUUCAGUUGGUACUGCUUCUUUUAUAAAUGGAAGGCACUGAACUGUAUAUAGCUGGUGGUAGUUUACGUAGAGGUGAGUCUUCUAUAUGGAGGAGCAAUGCAAUGGAAGGUUUCUCCAAAUCUUCCAGAGGAGAUGAAGAUGAUGAUGAAGAAGCUUUGAAAUGGGCUGCAAUCGAAAGAUUGCCUACUUAUGAUCGCUUAAAGAAAGGUUUAUUAACCACAUCAAAAGGUGAAGCCAAUGAAAUUGAUGUUAAGAAUCUUGGAUUUCAUGAAAAGAGAACUUUGCUUGAUAGGUUGGUUAAAGUUGCUGAAGAAGAUAAUGAACUGUUCUUGCUGAAGCUCAAGAAUCGUAUUGAUAGGGUUGGAAUUGAGCUCCCUAUGAUUGAAGUUCGAUUUGAGCAUUUAAAUGUUGAAACAGAAGCUCAUGUAGGAAGUAGAGCUUUACCCACAUUUUUUAACUUCUCCAUUGAUAUAGUAGAGGGUUUCUUGAAUUUUCUUCAUAUCCUUCCAAGUGGAAAGAAAAGCCUGUCUAUACUUCAGGAUGUUAGUGGAAUUAUCAAACCAAAAAGAAUGACAUUGCUUUUGGGUCCUCCAAGUUCUGGAAAGACUACUCUUUUGUUGGCUUUGGCUGGAAAACUUGAUCCUAAAUUAAAGUUUUCUGGUAGGGUGACUUACAAUGGUCAUGAGAUGAAUGAGUUUGUUCCCCAGAGAACAGCUGCUUACAUCAGUCAACAUGAUACCCAUAUAGGCGAAAUGACUGUAAGGGAGACCUUGGCCUUCGCUGCAAGAUGUCAAGGGGUUGGACACCGAUAUGAAAUGAUAUCUGAGUUGCUAAGAAGAGAAAAAGCAUCAAAUAUUAAGCCUGAUCCGGAUAUUGAUGUCUUUAUGAAGGCAAUGGCUACAGAAGGUCAGGAGGCUAAUGUGGUCACAGAUUAUAUUCUUAAGAUUUUAGGAUUGGAGGUAUGUGCAGAUAUUAUGGUGGGGAAUGAAAUGUUAAGGGGUGUCUCUGGAGGACAAAGGAAGCGUGUUACAACAGGUGAGAUGCUUGUUGGACCAGCGAAAGCACUGUUCAUGGAUGAGAUCUCCACUGGCUUGGAUAGUUCAACUACUUACCAAAUCGUGAACUCAAUAAAGCAAUACAUUCACAUUCUUAAUGGAACAGCUGUCAUCUCUCUCCUCCAGCCACCACCGGAGACUUACAAUCUCUUCGAUGACAUUAUUCUGCUAUCUGAUGGUCAGAUUGUGUAUCAGGGUCCUCGUGAAAAUGUACUUGAGUUUUUUGAAUACAUGGGCUUCAAAUGCCCUGAAAGAAAAGGAGUUGCAGACUUCUUGCAAGAAGUAACGUCAAGGAAAGACCAAGCACAGUAUUGGGCAGAUAAAGAUAAGCCCUACAGUUUUGUCACAGUUAGGGAAUUUGCAGAAGCAUUCCAAUCAUUUCUUGUCGGACGAAGACUUGAAGCUGAACUUUCUACUCCAUUUGAUAAGUCCAAGAGCCACCCAGCUGCUUUGACAACUAAAAAGUAUGGAGUUGGAAAGAUGGAGCUACUUAAAGCUUGUUUCUCUAGAGAGAUCUUGCUCAUGAAAAGGAACUCAUUUGUCUACAUUUUCAAGCUCACCCAACUCACCAUAAUGGCAAUGGUUGCAAUGACACUCUUCCUUCGGACUGAGAUGCACCGAGAUUCAGUCACUAAUGGAGGAAUUUAUGUGGGUGCUCUAUUUUUCUCUGUGGUGUUUAUCAUGUUUAAUGGACUGUCAGAGAUUUCAUUGACCAUUGCAAAGCUUCCGGUGUUUUAUAAGCAAAGGAGCCUCCUUUUCUAUCCUCCCUGGGCAUUCUCUCUUCCCCCUUGGAUCACUAAGAUACCUAUAACACUUGUACAAGUUGCCAUUUGGGUGUUCCUCACCUAUUAUGUUAUUGGAUUUGAUCCCAAUGUUGGAAGGUUCUUUAAACAGUACCUUCUGCUAGCUCUUGUUAGCCAGAUGGCUUCAGGAUUAUUUCGCUUUAUUGCUGCAGCAGGAAGGAAUAUGAUUGUUGCCAACACCUUUGGAUCAUUUGCACUGCUUGCGUUAUUCGCAUUAGGAGGAUUUAUCUUGUCACGAGAUAAUAUAAAGAAAUGGUGGAUAUGGGGUUACUGGAUAUCACCACUUAUGUAUGGGCAAAAUGCAAUAGUAGUUAACGAGUUCCUUGGAAACAGUUGGAAUAAAAAGGUCCUCCCGGACACAACAGAAACACUUGGAAUUCAAGUUUUGGAGUCUCGAGGAUUCUUCACACAUGCAUAUUGGUACUGGAUAGGAGUUGGGGCAUUGGUCGGAUUCACACUGCUGUACAACUUCUUUUUUACUCUAGCUCUCACAUUCCUCGGCCCAUUGCAGAAGCCUCAAGCUGUUAUAUCUGAAGACUCUGCAAGUAAUACAUCAGGAAAAACAGGAGAAGUGAUUCAGUUAUCCUCUGUGAGGACAGAGCUCAUAGUGGAAGAAAACCAUCAGAAGCAAAAAGGAAUGGUUCUUCCAUUUGAACCACAUUCUAUCACCUUUAAUGACAUUAGAUAUUCCGUUGACAUGCCACAGGAAAUGAAAAGACAGGGAGCGACUGAAGAUAGACUGGAGCUUUUGAGGGGUGUGAGUGGUGCUUUUAGGCCAGGUGUUCUUACAGCUCUAAUGGGUGUGAGCGGUGCUGGUAAAACCACUCUAAUGGAUGUGCUGGCUGGUAGAAAAACUGGUGGAUAUAUAGAAGGAGACAUCAGAAUCUCAGGCUUCCCUAAGAAGCAAGAGACUUUCGCUAGAAUCUCAGGAUAUUGCGAGCAAAAUGACAUCCAUUCUCCACAUGUUACUGUAUAUGAAUCAUUGCUUUACUCAUCUUGGCUUCGUUUACCUCCUGAAGUGAACAGUGAAACCAGAAAGAUGUUUAUUGAGGAAGUCAUGGAACUUGUGGAAUUGACGCCAUUGAGGCAAGCAUUAGUUGGAUUGCCUGGUGUGAGUGGCCUGUCUACCGAGCAACGCAAGCGGCUGACAAUUGCAGUUGAGCUGGUGGCAAACCCUUCUAUAAUAUUCAUGGAUGAGCCCACUUCAGGGCUAGAUGCAAGAGCUGCUGCAAUUGUUAUGAGAACAGUGAGGAACACUGUGGACACUGGAAGGACAGUUGUGUGCACCAUCCAUCAGCCAAGCAUUGACAUAUUUGAAGCUUUUGAUGAGCUACUCCUUAUGAAGCGAGGAGGUCAAGAGAUAUACGUGGGACCAUUGGGGCGUCAUUCUUGCCAACUAAUAAAGUAUUUCGAGGCAAUCGAAGGGGUACCUGACAUCAAAGAUGGUUACAAUCCAGCAACGUGGAUGUUAGAAGUUUCAAGUUCAGCUCAAGAAAUGGUUUUGGGAUUAGAUUUUGCUGCUAUUUACAAAAAUUCAGAACUAUACAGGAGAAACAAGGCACUCAUUGAGGAAUUAAGCACGCCUCCUUUAGGUUCAAAUGACUUGUAUUUUCCUACUCAGUACUCACAAUCAUUUUUUACCCAAUGUAUGGCCUGCUUAUGGAAGCAACACUGGUCAUACUGGCGCAAUCCACCAUACACUGCUGUCAGAUUUCUCUUCACGACUGUCAUUGCUUUGAUGUUUGGGACGAUGUUUUGGGAUCUUGGCUCCAAGACGACAAAGCGACAAGAUCUUUUCAAUGCAAUGGGAUCAAUGUAUGCAGCAAUUGUCUUCCUUGGGAUCCAAAAUGCAUCAUCUGUGCAGCCAGUAGUUGCUGUUGAAAGAACUGUUUUCUACAGAGAAAGAGCUGCAGGAAUGUAUUCUCCUUUGCCCUAUGCCUUUGCUCAGGUUGUAAUUGAGCUUCCAUAUAUCUUCUUACAAGCUGCAGUAUACGGUCUUAUAGUAUACGCAAUGAUUGGAUUUGAAUGGAGUGCAGCUAAAUUCUUUUGGUACCUCUUCUUCAUGUACUUCACAUUAUUGUUUUACACCUACUAUGGCAUGAUGGCUGUGGCUGUGACACCAAACCAGCAGGUUGCAUCAAUAGUUUCCUCUGCAUUCUACUCGAUAUGGAAUCUGUUUUCAGGAUUUAUAAUCCCAAGACCAAGAAUUCCUGUGUGGUGGAGAUGGUAUGCUUGGACAUGUCCAGUAGCAUACACAUUGUAUGGAUUAGUUUCGUCGCAGUUCGGAGAUAUAAAGCAUACACUUGAAUCCGGUGAAACAGUUGAAGAUUUUGUGAGAAGUUAUUUUGAUUUCAAGCAUGAACUUCUAGGUGCUGUUGCAGCUGCAGUCUUUGGCUUUGCAACACUCUUUGCAUUUACCUUCGCGUUUUCCAUUAAGUUCUUCAAUUUCCAAAGGCGAUAGAGACAUUAGCUUCACAGUGUAGUGUAAAGAAAUAGCAUCCCCAAGUACUAAACAAUUGAGUAUUCUUACAUAUUCUUACAGGUAAUAUAGGGUAUGUAAAGCGUCAUUUUCAGCUAAUUCAGAGCUGCACUCUCUUUUGUAAGUCUCAGGAAAUAGCAGACAGGCAUUCUAACGAAGAUUAAUGUAUAGCUUGUGAAAGAACCAUUAUUAUUAUAUAUCCUUCCCUUCUCUGCUUUUGUGUA
Molecule: messenger RNA, 4713 nt
Organism: Ricinus communis (castor bean)
Lineage: Eukaryota; Viridiplantae; Streptophyta; Magnoliopsida; Malpighiales; Euphorbiaceae
Product: pleiotropic drug resistance protein 1
Exons: 23
Coding region: 179-4471 (1430 amino acids)
Cellular component (GO): membrane
Molecular function (GO): ATP hydrolysis activity; ABC-type transporter activity; ATP binding
Source: RefSeq, a predicted model, not a curated record